Miniopterus natalensis is the source of this 1461-nucleotide messenger RNA. It is a transcript of the gene MRPL10, whose product is annotated as mitochondrial ribosomal protein L10. Lineage: Eukaryota; Metazoa; Chordata; Mammalia; Chiroptera; Miniopteridae. The record is from RefSeq and is a predicted model, not a curated record.
UCGCGAGGCUCCCGUCGGUGCUUUCGAGGGCAAUGGCUGCGGCCGUGGCUGGGAUUCUGCGAGGCGGCCUCCUGCCCCAGGCGGGCCGGCUGCCCACCCUCCAGACUGUCCGCCAUGGUUCCAAGGCUGUUACCCGCCACCGCCGUGUGAUGCACUUUGAACGGCAGAAACUAAUGGCUGUGACUGAGUAUAUUCCCCCCAAACCUGCUGUCAAUCCUAGAUGCCUGACACCUCCUUCCAAGCCUUCCCAGGAGGAGACAGGCCUCACCCGCCUCCUCCGUCGGGAGAUAGCAGCAGUUUUCCGAGACAACCGAAUGAUAGCUGUCUGCCAGAAUGUGGCUAUGAGUGCUGAGGACAAGCUUCUUAUGCGACACCGGCUGCGGAAACACAAUAUCUUGAUGAAGGUCUUCCCUAACCAGGUCCUGAAGCCCUUCCUGGAGGAUUCCAAGUACCAAAAUCUGCUGCCCCUUUUUGUGGGCCACAACCUGCUCCUAGUCAGUGAAGAGCCCAAAGUCAAGGAGAUGGUGCGAAUCUUGAAGGGUGUGCCUUUCCUGCCGCUGUUAGGUGGCUGCAUUGAUGACACCAUCCUCAGCAGGCAAGGCUUCAUCAACUACUCCAAACUUCCCAGCCUGGCCCUGAUGCAGGGGGAGCUGGUAGGAGGGCUCACCCUCCUCAUGGCCCAGACCCACUCCCUGCUUCAGCACCAGCCCCUCCAUCUGACCGCCCUGUUGGAUCAGCAUGUCAGACAGCAACAUGAGGGGGACUCAGUUGUGCCAGCCAGUGGGCAGCCUGAUCCUCCUGAGCCUGUUACGGACUCAUAGCCAGCCUGUUGUACCCAGCCUGCCCAAAAUACACCCUACCCCAGUGGCUGUGCUGUCCUUCUGGAGAUGUGGAAGAACUUGGGUGGGAGUAGCAUGUGUUCCCUGGCUUCUACUGAGAAUGACCUCCAAUGAAGAAAGAUUUCAUUUCAGAAUGGAGGCUUUUAACCACUGUCUUUGCCCUUUGUUUUUCUAACUUGGGACCUGACAAGAGCAAAGUCUCAGCUCUCCAGGUUCGAAGCAGAGAAGCUGAACAGAUGAGGAUAUUAUCCUCUGCCUCGUGUUCACUGUCCCUCGCACAUGUCUCCCCAGCCUAUGCCCUCGUUGUCAGAAAGCUCAACUAAGUAAUCAUGCUAAGAAUGGCUUCUCUUGAGAGCCUGCUGUGCCAGACUGUAUGCUAACCACUUCCUAGGUAUUCUUUUAUUUCUUGGGCAGAGAAGUUAAAGAGCCUGCCCAAGGUCAUGCAGUUGGUAAGUGGCAGAACAGGGACUUGAAGCAGCUCUCUCUGCUCUGAAGACCAUGCUCUGGAUUUCUACACUAGAGCUUCCUCAUUAAGGUCCCAGGUGGGCUUGGAUGUUAAUUCACCCUUGGGGUGUGACAUGUUGUGGAAAGGUUGGAAACACUGCUUUAUGAUGAAAAGAAA